Messenger RNA from Psilocybe cubensis, 1080 nucleotides. RefSeq lists its product as uncharacterized. Bases 1 to 1080 code for a protein of 359 amino acids. NCBI's taxonomy places the organism in Eukaryota, Fungi, Basidiomycota, Agaricomycetes, Agaricales, Agrocybaceae. The record is from RefSeq and is a predicted model, not a curated record. The transcript is spliced from 3 exons.
AUGGCCAAUACAACUCAACCAAGACUUUAUAGCCGGGUUCAUCAAGGCGACCGAGUCAAGAUCACUGCGGGCGAAUAUGUAGGCCUGGUGGGAUAUGUACGCGCGGAAUCGGACAAAGAAAUGUCAGUAUACCUGGAAUCCCAGGAUGUUACUAUCGACAUCAUACGGCAUAACGUGAGGGCAAACUACCUUGUUGGUGAUAAGGUUCGAGUCGCUCAAGGUGACAAUAUUGGAAUGACGGGAGUGGUAGUGGAAGUCGAAGGACGGAGGGUGCACGUUGUAGACUUGGUGAAUGAAUCUGAGGUGUCUGUUAGAUCUGAGUUGCUAGAAUUUUUCGAAGAAGCUGCUCAAAUUGCACUACGGCCUCUGAAACGUCACAAGGGAGACAUAGGACCACGAGACCCCAACAAUAUUUACAACGGUAAAAGCGUUGCUGUCAGUGGUUUGCACUCCGAAAAGGGUUAUCAUGGUAUCAUCAAGCACACACACCCAGACGGCCAUGCAGACGUAGAGUUAGAGGCGAAACAGCAGCGACUGCAACGUUUUCCUUUGCAUGACCUCAUUAUUCUCCCAGCCUCAGAGAACAUGAAUAGUUCCGCAACACAGGACGUGGAUGGUUCGCGAACACCUCCUGUGUUGUCACCAAUGCGGGAUCUAUCACCUGCAUGGAAUCCUGCUUCUGCGACACCCGAGCCCACCGAACAGUCUUCAGAGGACCUCUCUUGUUUAAACGAUGACCGGUUACAUGGUGUCCGAAUCAUGCUGACGACUACCGACGCAGGGCCCUCCGCGCCAAUAAUGGAGUUCACCGGUAUCAACGAUAGAGUGGUUAGUGUCAAGAUGCGUGGUCAGAUUGUACAAAAGUGCCUUUCCCAGAUUCUGCUAGUGCAUCCAACCAAAGCGGGGGAUAUAGUGACACCACGGCAAGGCCCAUGGGUUGGACAAAUCUUCAAAGUUCGAGAAAUAAUUGAAGAUACUUGCAGCAUUCACAAAAUACCCGCAAAGAAGUUGAACAAGAAAGAAAGCCACCCUACGAUGCUCAGAAUAGAGUUGCUAUGCAUGUAUCUCCCAUACCGUUGA